AACUUUGUCGGACUUUACGUUUUACACACCAGUUGCUGGCGCAACUUGUCCGAGAAGAGUACAUUUGAAAUCCGCGUUGAAUUCGAGUGAGAUCCACGUGAUUUUGUGCUUGUGAUUCUUAGUUUUCGAAAACGAAUACUGACUACUCUCAUUAAUUUGUGUUGUAAGGCUGUCGUCUUUCCAAAUUGGAUUAUAUAAACUGGAAUAUUCUACAGGGAUUACCGGGGCGGCGUAGUGUAUUAUUCUCACAGCGUGCAGAUCAAAAUUUUCAAUUUAGAAACUAUCACACCAAGGCUUAAUUAUAUUUUCACAUCAUUCUGUUCAAAAUGAUGCCAACAUUGUGAUUAUCGUGGAUAAGGCAAAAUGGAAGAGAAUAAGACAUGAUAUUUAAAAGAAAUUUUAGACAUCGACGAUAGUAUUUUAGGUUGUGUGUGAUAUAUUUCGACUGCGAAUCUUAAAAUGAAGUACAUCAAUUCAAGCUUAAUCACCUUAAAAUGUGUUCUGUUCCUAUUUUUUGGGGCUAUAGGAAGCCUGUUCCCUUUCCUACCUCUCCAUAUGAACGCGAUAGGUCUCGCGGCGAAGGAUGAAUCUAUAACAGUCUCGAUAGUAGCCCCCCUGAUAGCUACAAUCGGGCCCCUCGUAGCUGCCCCGCUAGCGGAUAGGUUAGCUGGUGGUUUCGGGGGUGCCCCAAGGAGUAAGACUGGGCGGUACCUUAGGGUCAUGAUCGCCGUAUGCCUGGUACUAGCCACCAUCUUUUAUUGGCUGUUGCUUGCUAUCCCACCAAUUUUAAGAAGUCCACCCAACGUAUCUUUUGCAUGUGAUGAACAAGGAGGAUUUAUUCUACAAGAUCGGUGUGGAGCUGACAGGAUAUGUUAUAAUUGGGGAUCAACGAAAGGUUCAGUUUUGGUAAAGAAAUGCCAAUUUUCUUGUAACGCCUCGUCUUCUUACUCUGGCGAAUAUACAACACCAUAUUCCGAAGAAGAGGGAGUCUCUGAAGCUCCUGAAUACUUUGAAUCUGGUGAAGCAGAUCAACCUACUGACCCUAUUGAAGCACAAGCCUUGGUGUUCAAUGAUACUCAACCCAGCAAAAAAGAAGUUCAUUUCAUUCCACACCCCCACAUGUGCUACAAAAAUAGCAGUGGGGAAGAAAUUUGUGAGGUGUACACUGAAUUCACCAAACAGAUACAUUUCUCAAUUGGGCUAAAGCCCACAAUAACGAGUGAAGACGACGAAGAUGACACUUGCAAAUAUCCAUUUGCUGAUUAUUUCCACUGCAGGAUAAAUCCUGGUGUGGUUGACAAUCUAACCAGUAUACAAAUGGAUUGCCACCCUGUAGUUGUAUGUGAAAUCCAUAAUCCUUAUACAAACGAAAACAGUCUCCUGAAGAGAUCCCAGUGUGGCUAUGACAAUAUCAGCUUUUGGUUGUACCUGCUCAUCAGAUCUUUCGCCGAUAUAUUUCCCGCGGCAGCUGUUACCCUCUUAGCAACGGCCGUAGUGAUAGCUACUAGGGAAACGUCAACAGGUAGAGGUGAUAUUGGAAAACAAUUUGCAGCUGGCGCUUUAGGAUUUGGUAUAUUUGCUCCAAUCAUAGGAGGAGCUGCUGCUGGAAUAUACCUAUAUGCUAUGAUCAGCUUCACGGUAUUAAUGGCUAUUGCCGUUAUUAUUUUAUUAGUCGAUUUUAAAAUGCCAUUAAGUCCUCCAGAAUGGUGGUGGCACACCAGAUGUGGCUUACUGGCACUGCCGAUGUCUUCUGUAAGAAAAUACGGAUUGGAGAUAGCAGCUCUUGGUGUUGUUUUGUUCUUCCUUGGUGUUUUCUGGAAUGCUAUCGACACAUUCUUACCUUGGCAUGUUGUGAAAAUUGAAGAGGGCGAACCCCUUGACAUUGGUUUGACGGUAACAGUAGGAGCAAUACCUGCUGUGUUCUUCUUGAUAUUUGCGGAACGGAUCGUUGACUAUUGCGGGCAUUCCAAUAUCCUAAUAUUUUGUUUUGUGAAUUAUAUAUGUCACCAUUUAGCUCUCAUGUUCAUCGAAAAUGCCUCUUACAUCCUCCUAUGUGAAUGGAUGGAAAUUUUCACGUUGCAUAUUAUGUAUAUAACGUCCGUCUUAUAUUUGAGGCAUUUGGUGCCUCGCAAAUUUACUUCUUGUGGUCAAGCACUGCCAAUUAUUGCUCACUUUUGUUUAGGUCGAUGUUUCGGUGCUCUUUUUGGAGGGAUGGCGUACUCAGAAUAUCCCAACAAUUUCCAAGAUGUCCACAGAAGCUUCUGCAUCGCUGCCGCAGUUAUUGCUAUCAUUUAUUUCCUUGCUUAUCAUUUCUACAUGAAACCAAAAUGUGCAGCUCCAGUGCACUUACCACCUGAUCCCGCACCGGCUAUAUUCCAAAAUGUGAAUGAGAAUGGAUCUUACACACCUCUGAGGGUAUAUCACAACAGUAAAUCGAAGAAAGGACAUUUUAGAUAUUAGUUAUUUAUAUUUCAUAUGUGUGUAAAACAGCUUUACCUAUUUUUGUAAUAAAUGAUAUAUUUAUAUUUAUAAGCUUUAUUGUAUAUUUUUUUACUUUUUUGAUAGUCUUUCAAGUUAUAUGGCUGUGGUUCAUGUUUCACCACUUUUUUUUUACAAGAAUUUGAAGUACAUUUCUGUCACUGUUCUCACUUCACUAGUUUUACAAUUUCUCUUGGGUUUUAUAUAAAAAAUGCAAUUCAAAGAAUUGCCAUAUUCUAGUAAAAAUGAAGGAAUCAAAUACAUUGUAGAAAUUAUUUGAGGAAAAUUGGUUUAAAAAAGUUGCUAUAAGCAACACAAAAACAUGCUCAGUAAAAGCAAUUUUUAGUUACCUGUGUAAAACAUUAAUGUUGUAAAUAUUCUUAUCACUUAAAUUUCUGACUCAAAAAUAGAAAAAUCACUUUUUUUAACAUAUUCACAGCCAUAUCUUUCGCAGCUUUGUUAAUAGUUACAAACUUUUUAAAUAAAACUGUGGUACCUAUCUCAUAGAAACAUGCAUCAAAUACAUGUACAUGUUGUUAAUUUUGUACACAAAUAUUUUUGUUUUAUAUUGUUUUUUUUUUUAAUUAAUGAACUGUAUACAGUUAAUGAAAUAAAUAUUUGAUGUGUCCAUAUUUUUCUCUUGUAAAGUUUAAGUUUUUAAGAUUGUAGGUAAAUAUAAUU
Messenger RNA from Anoplophora glabripennis (Asian longhorned beetle), 3159 nucleotides. RefSeq lists its product as uncharacterized. The transcript has 15 exons. Gene Ontology annotation, cellular component: membrane. The coding region runs from base 460 to 2460 and encodes 666 amino acids. The record is from RefSeq and is a predicted model, not a curated record. Lineage: Eukaryota; Metazoa; Arthropoda; Insecta; Coleoptera; Cerambycidae.